This is a messenger RNA of Cryptosporidium ubiquitum, 2220 nucleotides long. RefSeq names its product 41 kd oocyst wall protein. The transcript has a single exon. The record is from RefSeq and is a predicted model, not a curated record. Lineage: Eukaryota; Apicomplexa; Conoidasida; Eucoccidiorida; Cryptosporidiidae. The coding region runs from base 1 to 2220 and encodes 739 amino acids.
AUGGGUAAAUUGUACCAUCCGUCAAGUUUAAAGGCGGAUCAUAUAGAAAGAUCGGCUUCAAUGGUUCAAGAAUUAAUUGAGCAUGAAUAUGUUUCUGGAUAUCUUAAGAAGUGGAGCCCAGUAAUAGGUAGAGGCUGGCAAAGUAGGUAUUUUGCCCUUUUAGAACAGGACAGAACAUUGGUAUAUUGGGCAAAGAAACCAAGUUUUAGAGAUGAACAGCCUCGUGGAUCAAUUAAUCUCAAGAUAGUAGAAAAUGUGUUUGCUGAUGGCCCACUUGGAAUAACCCUAAGUACACCACAUAGAGAUUAUCAACUUAAAGCCUCUACACCAACUGAAAAGGACAAAUGGAUGGACGCUAUUAUUCUUUGGACCCUUAAGAGUAGGAAGUACCGUUCAAAAGCCGAAGACUCAAAAAAUUUCCGAUUUAGUAAUAUGCUAAUAGAAGCAACUCAGUCAUGUCUACAUUAUAUAGUGGAGAGUUUUCUGAAGCCAUUCAAGAAAUCUGCGACCAGAGCUAUAGAAGUUGGUCCUGAAACCUUAUCUAAUUCUAAUAAAAAGAAAUUCUUAAAGGAUCGUGGAUUGUAUGUUGUGAUCUGUAAGGCUUGGAUGGUUUCCAGAGAAUUAAAGGGGGAUAGAGCCGGUUCUAAGAGGAAAGGAAACUUGAAUUAUCUCAGAGAUGGACUUGAAACAAGGGCUAUCUCCACUCUAUCAAUUGAUAAGGAGUAUCAAUUUAAUGAGAGAUUAAUGCAAAAGGAGUUCGAAAACAGUCACCAUCACGAUUCCCAUCAGAUCCAACAGCUCUGCGAGGAUACCCCUUUUGGAAAUAUUAGCCAAAGCCACCCUAGAUUUGGUGCGGCUUCUCCAACUUUAAGCAUGGAGGGUUCGGAGAAUAGCCAAGACUCUGAGGUAUUUUGUUCUCUUACAGAAAUUGAGGAUGUUUCUAUGGGAUGUGAGACUGACGAGAUUCUUAUACCUUUUGAUAGUGCUUUGUGUAUAUAUGACCAUGAUUGUCCUCCUACUAUUGAGGAGGAUGAAGAGUAUGUAAGGAAUAAGCAGCAUAAGUAUAGCUUGCAAUUGUCAGAACUUAUGCUUAACCAACUAUCAAGUCUUUCAAAAGAGGCUUUUCUCGAUAACUGUGUUUUUGGGCUUGUUUAUAUUAAAAGAAGUAAUCCGAUAAUACCCUCUUUACAAAGUAAUGAUAUAUUCUGGGCGCUUAUGAUCAGCUCAAGAUCACUUUCAGACUCACACCAGAUUUAUCCAUCUCCAUUAUUGAGUGAAAAAACUAUUCUUGGGGAUUGCCUUGAUUUAUAUAGAGAAGUUCGAAUGUCCUCUAAAAACAGCACCUCAUCCUGUUCCAAAUAUAGUUGCACUCAAAAUCAAUCUCAAAGCCAAAGUAAUAGAGAUUCCAUUCCCGUACUUGAAGUCAUAAAGAAAUCUCACAGAUCAAAGUGCUCUAUGGAUGGGAUUAUUGAUAUGAAUGACUCUGAUAUUAAGAAUAAGGUCAAAUCUAUUGAUCAUAAAACUCAGAUUGACAAUACCUUAUUUUCACCAAUAGGUAACAAUUUUCUAAGUAACUUAACUUUAAAUAUCGGAAGUGGAGGCGUACAUAUUGGAAUCAAUAACCAGGCAAUAGACCCUUAUGGGUUCCUUCUUGACACAUUAUAUCUCUAUUAUCCAAGAAAUGAGUCAAAAAACCCUGUCCAUAUGCUUGACCCUGGGCUCAUACUUUCUGUUGGUCCAAUCUCGGAGAGUAUUCAUGGCUUCAGUUUCACAGUUUCUUAUCUUGGAGCGUCUGUUAUUGAAGAUUAUAUUGUUUCUGACUUAGAGUUCAAUGUUGACUUUCCAUCCGAUAUUCCUUCAUCCAUUGGCACUGACUAUAUACAAUCGACCGAAAAGCGGCCAAUUACUCUUGAAAUUUGUACUAGAUCUUGGAGAGAUGCCAAGGCUUGGAGAUAUUCGCUCUUAGUUGCUAGAAAAUCCAAAAUGGCUGACAAAUCACAUAAAAAGACCGCCACCAAAAAUUAUCAUGAUAAUGUAAUUACAUGUGGAAUGAGUAAAUGCAUGCAUGCGGAUGAGGCAUUUGCCAGGGUUUCUAAUUACCAUUGUUUUGAUUCCUGUCCUACAUUAACAACCACUGCCAGUAGCAGUGCUAGAACUAGUCACGGUUAUCAUUUGGCCAAUUACAGAAGAAAUAUAUCCAACUUUGCUCUGCAUAGAUGA